AUGGAAGAUGAAAAGGAGAACAAGUCCCCCUCUAGCAGCAGGGGGCACGCCGAGCCAGAGUACCACUACGAUUUUCUCAAAAGGCAUAGCUCGGAAAUGAAAAAAGAUCUUCUGGAGUGGUAUUACAAAUAUAGGAGAAAAUUACCCUGGCGGAAUGACCAACCACCGUACACGACCAGCGUUCAGGUGCAGGUAGGAACUCCCCAGGGUGAUAUAAGGAGCUACUUCUGCAAAGGGGGGGAUGCACAAAUUAGCAUAAAUGGUACGAAUAGAAAAGAGGGGACGAGACUUACUACAAAAGGGAGGAAAAAGGACCAAGAGGAGUUACCCCUCCGCGAAGUAAAACGAGCUAAGAAUGAAUGCGUACAGAAGAACCCAACUGAGGAAUGCAAAGGUCAACUCAGUAAUAAGUUUGAGGUUACCCAGGCGAAAUAUUUGACGACCCCAAUUAGGAGCACCCCGGUAAAAGUAAAACAAGAGGAUGACACAUUGCCCCCCAAUGAGAAAAAGCACUUAAGUGUUAGGGGCUAUCAAAUAUACGUAAGCGAAAUAAUGCUUCAACAGACGAGGGUCCACGCAGUAGUAAAUUUCUACCUUAAGUGGAUGAACAAAUGGGGCACAAUUUUCGAGCUUGCCAAAAGUAACCUGGACGAUGUCCUCAUAGUGUGGAAGGGUCUAGGGUAUUACAACAGAGCGAAGAAUCUACUAGACUGUUGUAAACAUGUGGUUGACAAAUACGAUGGGGUAUUUCCCAACGAUUUAAAGUUACUGAAAGAGUUACCAGGAAUAGGUGACUAUACAUCCAAGGCGAUUUGCAUACAUCUGUACAACAGGAAAGAUAUAUGCAUCGACACAAAUGUUAUUAGGAUUUUUUCUAGAAUUACGGAUACCAUUAAUUAUAGCGGCUCCACCGUUUUAACGAAGCACUGUGAACGGGUGAGCCAUUUCCUGUGCGAAGGUGACUCCAAUUAUUCUGACCUCAGCCAAGCCUUAAUGGACUUGGGGUCCAGCAUUUGUAAUGGCACCCCCCAGUGUGCUCAGUGCCCCUUGAACAAGCAUUGUCUGAUCUAUUUGAAGAGGAGGAAUGAUAAUAGUAAGAAAAAAGACAGUUCGUUUUAUUUGACCCAUCCCGAUGGAUGCAAGCUGUGUGUCCAAGACAGAAACGUUGAAAUUAAGUGUGUUCCCCUGACGAAGAAAAAGAAGAAAACGGAAAAAAUAUGCCUAGUUCUGCUGGUAAAGAGGAGUGGCCCUCCAAAUGGGAAGGGAACGAGUAUAACGAGCAAGGUGGAAAAAAAGAGAACGAGAAGAAAAAAAAUUACCUUAACGGAUCAAAAAAGAGGAGAACACAUGGAGGAUGAUUACUACUUGAUGAUCAAGAACACAAACUCGAAUUUGUUUUCAAUGCAUUAUUUAUUUCCCCUUUUGCUCCUCGAUCAGUUUGAUAAAAAACUUGCGCACACGCAUUUAAAUGGGUUGCUGAACAGCCUAAAUUUGAGCAACUCCCUGGAGGAUUCCUUCACCUAUAUUAACAAUUUUAAGCAUGUAUUUUCUCAUCUCACAUAUGACACGUACAUUUACGUAUGUUCUGUCCUGAGCACGGAAAAUGUUACAGAGAGGAAAGAGAACGUCUGGAUAAAGUUGAAGGAUAUUCAGGAUUUCACGCACAACAGCUUUUGUCAAAACAUAAUAGACUACUACAGAAAAAGCGUGACUGGGUCUAGGAUGUAUCUCUCAGAAUUUUGCUUGUAG
This is a messenger RNA of Plasmodium knowlesi strain H, 1749 nucleotides long. RefSeq names its product A/G-specific adenine glycosylase, putative. Gene Ontology annotation, cellular component: nucleus. Gene Ontology annotation, biological process: base-excision repair; mismatch repair. The transcript has 5 exons. Gene Ontology annotation, molecular function: adenine/guanine mispair binding; purine-specific mismatch base pair DNA N-glycosylase activity; oxidized purine DNA binding. NCBI's taxonomy places the organism in Eukaryota, Apicomplexa, Aconoidasida, Haemosporida, Plasmodiidae. The record is from RefSeq and is a predicted model, not a curated record. The coding region runs from base 1 to 1749 and encodes 582 amino acids.